Molecule: messenger RNA, 44229 nt
Organism: Porites lobata
Lineage: Eukaryota; Metazoa; Cnidaria; Anthozoa; Scleractinia; Poritidae
Source: the annotation of a GenBank genome assembly
UUUCACUUUGUUAUAUUGCAAGCGUGCAGCGUGGACGAGCCCUUCGACAUAAAGUUUGACCAUUCAGGCAAUUAAGAAGCAGCUACCGACCUGAUUGUCCGCUUGUGAGUCAAGAAAUCUCAAGAGAUAUUGUGUAUUCAUCUCCAACAACAAAAGAAGAAGGCGUUUGACAAUUCAAUCUCGGAAUUAUAAAUGGUCAAAUCAACAUGGCUGACACAGCAGUGUCAGCAGAAAACAUUCUUUCUCAAAAACCUUGAACAGAAAACAAUCGACGUGUUUCGCCCCCUUACGACAUCUGUAUAACGGUAGAGUGAAGCCAUGACAGCUAUGAUAGUCUUAGUGACUAACUUCUGUACGGGAAUGUUCGUUGCUAUCUGGACAAUAUUUUCAAAGACUGCGUACGUUCUAGCGGAGAAAUUUUUCAUGGUAUUUCUUCCCUUGAUGAUAAAGGCAUCUUACUAUACCGCAGCGCUUAUUCUUGAGAUUUCGUCCGUGGUAUACGAAAAUUUUUGCGUGGUCACGGUGAAAGUGGAGGAUAAGUUUGAAUAUCUCAGUCCAUCUGGAAUUAGAAGCUGUGUAUUUAUGUUAUGGGCUCUACUGAUUGCUUUUAGAUUUAGAAAUCGAUUAUCAGGAACUUUUUUUUCGGAAAUUGACGACAAAGAAUACGCUAUAACAUCAUCCACGGACGCUGCUGAUGGCGUUAAGAAUAGUUCAAGCCUGAGAGAGAGGUCUUCUUACUCCCAGAGCUCGGUUAAAUACGACAUGUUACGAGGGAAGGCGACUGGCAACGACUCCAGUGUUCGGUUUCGCGGGAAGACAAAAGGCAAUGAAGAGAAGGGCCCCGAAAAUAAUGAUGGAACUGAAGGUAAGUUCGUGAAAAACUUCGUUGCCCGGAUAACACUCUAGCCUCCUACGUUACGUAGCCGUUUUUGUCUCGUCACGCAAAGCUCGUAAGGUAUUGACUGUGCGUAGGAAACUUGUAACCCUCUCGAUCUGCAAUCAAGUACUCUCAUGCGCUUGAACAUAAUUACUGUUCAUUUAUUAUUCAGGCCCAUAGGAGGGGAAGAGGCAGAAUAGGCGUCUGUAAGUUUGUGAACAGUGUUGAUAUAAAUCUAUAAAACAAAAGAAGCAAGGCUGAUUUUACAGUGGGAAUGCCCAGCCUUGCUUCUUUUGUUUUAUAUUUUCACUUAUUGCUGAUUAGAUCCUUUAUUAGGAUCCGGUCCUUCUUUUUUGUAAACUGAUCCUUUCUUCAAAAAUUGAAUACAACUCUUUGCAUGUCUUUGCAUGCCUUAUGACCUAUUUGUUAAUGUCACAGCGUUUCCACUGCAGUGGAAACGCUGUCACAGAAGUGGGGCUUAAAUGUAUGAAUAAAAUAUGCGGAAAACAACAUCGCAAGAAGGCAAGCUAACUUUUAUUAAAAAAUUAACGUUAUUUAACUUUGUAAUCUUUGAACCGACCGUUGUAACACAACACCUCACAUUUUGUUUGCGAGCCCAUGCAAUCCUUCCGUUGAACGACGUGACCUGGUAACACAACACCUCACACAUAUUGUUAGUUUUAUAAUUGCCCGUUGUAUACUAAAUUGUGCUUGGAAGGCCUGUGAUAUAAGUAGGGCAAUGUUGUUCAGCGCUCCCAUAGUGAGCUUGCAUGGGUAUCCUUAAUUUCACCCAUAUUUACAAGAAACUCUUUAAAGCUAAAUGUCAGGCUAUUUUUCAUGACCGAUGUUAGCAAUUAUUGUAAAAAAAGAAAAUAGAGCUUCCAAUUAACAUUUAUAUAAAAAUAUCGAGAAAUUUAGGUAGUAACGAAUAAAAAUUUAGGUAGCAACUUUUUGGCAUAAUUCCAGUAAGCAACGUUCCAGCACUUUACGAGCACAAUCGUGACAGUCCUACUCACUGAUAACCUUAAGCGUCGCUUGCGAUCUUUCAACUGCUGAUUGAGUAGCGAUCGAGGGUGAGACAUUUUUCUGCACGACGUCCCAAGCGAGUUCACAAAGGUUGAAGCAACCUAACGAGUAAGGGGUAACUCACGACAAAAGUCCCGGCCCCAGUUGUUUUAAAGUUGGAUAGCGCUAUAUCCACCGGAUGAAUAAUUAUCCAACGGAUAAGUGUUAGGGAAACCAAUUGCGUUAUCCAGUGGACAGUGAUUUAUCCGGUGGAUAGCGUUAUCCACCUCUUGAACAACUGGUGCCUGGAGUACAGAUUAUUUGUGUGCUCCGAAUUGGAAAAUAGACCGUUAAGCUCGAGGAAGGGUGGGGCGGGGGGGUUGGUGAGGGGUAUACUCCCUCAUCCUAGAUGGGUCUUGAGUCUUGUUGUUGUUGUUGUUGUUAAUUAAGUCUUAACACGGCUAAGUCAACACGGUACGCAGUGUCACUAUUUAACUGGGCAGCCUGUGGCCAGCCCAGUUUAUAAAAUACGUUCCAUUUUCUUCUUGGGAGGGGGGAGGGGUUCUGGGAAGUCGUAGCGGGGUUGUGCCGUCCUGCUUUCCUAAUCUUGACACUAUUUCAGAAUAAUAUGUAGAUAUAAAUCUGUCUGGAUUUGCUACAGAAAUCUCUCUUAUAUGCCUUCUGACCAAGAGAGGUAUUUAUUUUUUCAUCCGGUUACUUUUUAUUUAUUUCAUCGGUACCGGAUAGGCUACAGUACAUAAACUUUGAUGAGUUUCUCACUGGCAUUAACCUAUUCCCCCCCCCCCCCCAAACCUUCCCCCCAAAACACUUAACUCGCUCGCAUAGUGGGUUGUCUUAGAGUUUUUUGGCUGCCUUGAGCAAAAUUUUCCGGAAGGUAUCAUUAAGCCUUAUGAAGGAACAAUUCUCACGUCUGGCAAAGUCUGCUGCGUCCAAUAUCUUCUCGUAUUUCUUCUCAUUUCGGGCUACACGGGUGAAAGACUGAUCCCGGGCUUGAGACGGAAAGAUUGGAUAUUGCGAGCUUUGCUGUUGUCAGUAACAAGUCUUUGGCCUCACAAAGUAGGUUCUAGGGUUGAAAUCUAGUCAGCGAGAUGGAAAUUCAUGCUGAUUUCUGACCAGGCCAAAGACUUAGUAAACAAUUGGCGGGGGCUGUACGUCUCCUUUUCAACCGCUGGUUUACAUCCGGGAUCUUGAAUGAAUCGACUGUCAGUGAGUCGAGAAAAGUUCCAUGUGACGAUUUAAUGUGGAGAAAGCGAGGGUUUUUCGGAGUAAUUUGACGAUGUUUCGCCCGUGUUAAGUGUGGAGAUAUUGUGAGUGGUUUUGGGAAGUGUUGUCAUUGCCGCGUAAGUCAUUUAUUGUGUGAUUUACCGAAAGUGCUGACAGACAAAUCUCAGGUAUGUGCAGUUGAGCUCGUGUUACCAGAAUACUUUGUGCCAAGCAUGAAAACGCUUCCUGAGUGUUUAGUUUAGGUGAUUUUGUCUUAGAAAGCCUAUUUUGUGUUCAAAGAUUGUGGAUUCUUAAUCUGUUUUCGGCCGACACUGAGAUAUGGGCGUCAAGGUUUGACUGACUAAAAGAUUACAAUUUCAGGACGUUUCAAAUGUUGUAUAUUUUAUCGCAAACUCCUGUUACUUCUGCGAGAGAACUUUACCGUCUAUUGCCAGCAAUAAUGUUUUCAUUGUUUAGCUUUAGCUAGUGACUUUUAACUGCUACCCAUUUCACUUAGAUGUCAAUUAGUUCAAAUGCACUUGAAAUUUCUUUAGCCACGUUUUAACAAAUCCAGUCAGAUAUAUACCUGGAUUUUUGAAAACCGGGUUAGCAAAAAUAUCAACUCAUUCUACUACUUGGCAAUUUAAAGCAACAAAACUCGUUCAAAGGCCGAUUAAAAGCCUUUAUCUGACGCCGGGUAGUAAGUUCAUGGUCCCUAGAAGCAUUCCAACGAGUCCAAUUUAAAAUGACGCACAUUUAUAACAUUUGUUCAGUAAUCUGACUUCGCGAAGUUUCAAAUCGGUGUCAUUUCAGUCUAGAAAUUCUUAAGUUGAGUGAACUGCAGCGAAAGAGUGCCUGGUUAAGGCUUACAUAACAACUUAAAUAGCUAGCAAAACACUACUUUUUCCGCGGUCCCAUAAACAACAGGAUUCGGCAUGGAAUAGACAACAAACUGAAUGAAACAUAAAGCACAAAUUAUCACCUUCUUAUCUGCAAAAACCGACCUAUGGUUCAAUGCCAUAAGAGCCCGCUGAAACUAGACUUAGAUCCAAUUUUCCUGAGUCGAGAGUUUCUUUUCCAAGGUACAAUCAGCUAAGCUAAACACCGACGAAACAAUUUUGAUGGCUAGCACAGGAUAUUUUGGCGAAAUCGCAGUUCAACCACGCGAUCACAUACCUGUCAACACCAUGCGGAAAUUACACAAUCACACACUUUCGCGGCACUAAUAAGACUAUCCACAACCACGCAUAAUCCUCUCACGUUCAACAUAAGCGAAAUAUCAUCGAAUAACUCGUAAAAACUCAGCCUAUUGGCAAAUAAACACCCCUGGACUUUUCUCUUACACUGGUCUUAUACAAGUUCCCGGAUGUAGAGUCACACGGUCGGCGGGGACCACCUUAGCCCUAUUUUCACACCGGAAAAAACAAACAAACCAAAAAAAAAACACUUGGCCCGGGUCAAAGUUUAGCUGCAAUUUUGUUGUCACAUACCUAAUUGGUACUAAUUUAGUCAAAGCGACGCGAAAAAAAAUUCCCGCGAACUUUAAUGUCGCGAAAUUUAAUACCCUCCUAUAUUUCUUGUUUUCUCAAUUUAAUGAAGAAACACAUGUCUACGUAUUGUGUUUAAUGUGUAAAAGUCUAUGGCAUGCCUACAGAUGUUCCUUUCGGUAAGAUCCAUCCCAGCUGUAAUUUUUACAGGAAUUUCCAAUCAUCUUUGCACAAGGGGGGAUGUUCUAUGGUUCUUUUCGAUGACUUUAGCACAAACAACCCCUACUCUGCGUAGGAAAAAGCGUGUUGCUCUGGAAAUUUCUGGGCAAGUGACCAACUAUAGAGUCGGUAAGACGGCCUCAAAGGCGCUUGUUCGCGGCAAUAGCAUAGCUAUCGUAACAGUUACAGUGAAACCUGUAUUACGCGGACACCUUCGGACCUUCCCAAGUGUCCGCUUAAUAGAGGGUGUCCGCUUAAUAGAGGUUGUAAAAAUUGCGCAAUGUUUGUUAACGAUCAACAUUCAACGGUUACUCUGUACUGUGAUAAAGUUGCAUGUUGUUAAAGAAGCCGCCCAGAGUUCAAGUUCAUUACUUUUCAUUACCUACUUUAAUUUGUUUGUAAAUGCAAAAACAUUAACUGACUUCAGUCUGUAUUUCAAGGACGUAACCAAGUACUACUAUUAUUAAUUCAGUCCGGUGUCCACUUAAUAGGGGUUUUAACAAUAGAAAUUAGCCAAAUACACCUUAGGGCCUGUUUACAUGGAGUGGGGGACCCCGGUCUAGUGGGGUUGGUUUCUUUUGUUUUCACGCUCUGGGGGACACAAAACAAAAGAAACCUACCUCACUAGACCGGGGUCUCCCACUCCAUGUAAACAGGCCCUUAUUUUAGUGUCCGCGUCCGCUUAAUAGAGGUAUCCGCUGAAAAGGGGGUUCGUUAUAAAGGGAAAUAUAAGACGUUAAUUUCGGGACCUGGCUUAGUGUCCGCUUAAUAGAGGUUUCACUGUAUUUCUCUCGUAGCAACAUUUCAAUUGCUCUCCAACAAUCGGACUCCAAACCUUUUUAUAAACGUGAAACCCGCGGAGACCGAAAUAGUGAAUACUUGAUAGACCCACUGUGAUCUCUCCUCACCAUUUCAAUCUGGUGUGUUUGCUGUUCCUCUGUUGCAGUUCAUUGUAUUGUGACAGCUAAAGGUAACACGUGGUAUCUGUAAACUGAGAUUGGAAACUAACAACAAACAGUACACAAUAGUCUUCCUGUUCCCUUUAUUGGCGUUACAGCGCUACGAAGACGCGCCACAUUCUGGUUUAAGUGUCUUUGGUAAAAUGUCCUUGUUUCGUUGCGGUUUUACGGUUCAAAAGAAAAAAGUAACGGAACGUCCAAACAAUUCUGAUGCCUCUGAAGAAAUUCAGCCUGCUGUCCGGUCUACUUUCCAAGCCAAGAAAGUACUUCCUUGGGCAAUGUCGAAUUCAUGCAGGGGAAUCGUCCGCUGCGAGCUUGGUGAAUCCUCACUCGACUGAAGGUUCCUCGGCUACUUAGCAGCAAGAAAACGUGGAAAAUACCAACACUAUUCGGCUGAAAAACGCGCUAAGAUUGGGAAAUAUGCCAGUGAGAAUGGUAAUUCGAAAGCCAUCAAUCAUUUCAAGGAGGAACUCCCAACAUUAAGGGAAAGUACUGUAAGAACUUUCAAGCAGGCUUAUCAGCAGAGACUACGCGAGGAGAAGAAAAAAGGUAACACAGACGUGACUGUCAUUGCUACCCUGAGUGACACCCGUGGGCGGCCAUCAAUACUCCGUGAACUGGACAGUAAAAUAAUCUCUCUUCUUAAGAGCAUUAGAAGCAGCGGUGAGGUAAUUAAUUUCUGUGUCAAGAAAGAAAAAGCGCUGGCGCUUGUUGAUAGUAAUAAGACGCCAUAUUUAAUAGAGAAUUUGAGCCUACAGUGACUUGGGUGAAGUCCAUUUAUAGGCGCUGCAAUUUUACCAGCCGAGCUGGAACAACCACUCGUCCUCCAGUUCCCAGAGGGAUGUUUGAAGAAUGUAAACUUACAUUUCUCACUGACAUUAACAAGAUGAUUACAGAGAACAAGAUUCCUCCUGAGUUGGUGUUUUGCGGAUCAAACUCCUUGCUCGUCGGUACGUUUCCGUCGGGAGAAUGAGUAGAGGAAGAAUGACGAUGGCUGCAAGAAAUGCAUCGUCAGUUCCAAUUAAAGGUCUGUCUUAUAAGAGAAACGUCCCUCUCACCGUUGUUGUCACUUUAUCAGGAGAAUUCUUACCAAUCAGGGCCCUUGUGAUAUUAAUUAAGUAUUGUGCCAUAUGACUUUGGUCCUGGAUGACACUGUUCCUUUUGUAUAGGUAAUCACAUGAUUUCGAGUGCAAUUUGGAAUAAAUAAGCACGAGUAAAUUUAUUCAAAGACCAACAAAAGUGCACGAGCCCGUAGGGCGAGUGCACUUUGUGGUCUUUGAAAAAUUUACAAGUGCUUAUUUAUUCCAAAUUGCACGAGAAAAAUCAUGUGAUUACUUAUUAAUAAUAUACACGAAAAACAUAACUACAACAACAAAUUUUGACAGCGCGCGCGUUUUUGGUUCAUUCAACUGAUUGGCUGAAACAGCCUACUACCUUUGUCAAAUUCAAACUUUUUCAAGACCAAUGCUUUCAAAAUCAUUCAGCUAAGAACUUGGAAAUGUGCAAGGAUUUUUUUAUAUGGUCACCAGCCUGUUAAAGAUAACUAGGUUUACAAUAAUCAGCAAAAGUAAGUGGUUUUAAAUUCAUCCUCGAUUAUGAGAACUCGGCAUUUACAAGAAGCGUUUUCAAGAAGUAUACUGCUGUUUUGAAAUCAGGAGAACGCUUCGAGCAGCCAGAGAUGAAAGACACUUGUGAAAGUUUUUUAACGACUGUUCAUCAUUGUCUGUUCCUGAGACCCCAUCAUAGCUGGAUUCAUGCAGAAAUUUUUGAGAUUUCAAACCCGAAAAUGAAGGAGGCAAUUUGUUUUCUUUCGACGCCGCCAUCGAUUGGUGAGUGGAGCCACAGUUGUUGUGAUGUCGGAAACUACCAGUAUUAAUAUAAUGUUUGCUUUUUCUCAGCGCUGGAGUUUCCAUUACUUCAUUUGGCCUACUUCAAGAGUCAUCGUAGCUCUUCUUCGGCUUCAUCGUAGACGUUAAGGAAAUUUAUGCCUCCGUGGCCUGUGACACUGACGAUGUGUUCUGAAUUUACAAUCUUUGCUUUCUUCACCUUCCUGACUGUUGUUUUUCUUGUACAAUGCUUCAUAAACUUUUUUCUCACUUUCUUUAAGGCUAGUACCAGCUACGGAUACUUUAAUUAUGUGAGUUAUGGUAUUUUCGCCCAUUGGUUUAGUUUGAAUCAGAUGUUUAAAUUUUCGGUUUCGUUUGUUACUGAGGUAGAAAAAAAAGAGACCAUCGCAUAGAUGUUUUAAUAGAGGUCUUCGCUCCACAAAAGACUCAGAGAGAGCAACAAAUAACGUACAUGACUUGAAAUCCCUGUUGUUAUCAUGGAAUUGUAUCCUUGUUCAUUUAAGAGUGUAGCUGUCAUGGUUUGCGUGUGGUUGCAACCGUUUUUGUUCUUUAUUUUUUUACUUUAGCGUAGUCUGUUAUAAAUAGCUUGUUUUUUAGUUUCUCUGGCUCAUUUUCCUCGAUUUUGUUGACAGUAUUUUUCUCUUAGCAACGCAUUUUCAAUACAUUUAGCCAGAAAGACGUACUUUUUACUGUGUUCGGGUUUUUGGAAUAUUUUUUUAACUUUUCUAUUGUUGUUUUGCUUACAAAAUUAAAUCUGCUGCAAACCAUGGCCAUUUUCUUGAUUUUUUUUUGUUAAAACAGCUUUAAUCUGAUUGGUUCUUGUUGGUUUCUUUUGUGUUUUCACCCAAUCAGAAAGCAUUUGUAAUUUGCACUCGUGUUACAAGUUUGCACUCGUGUUACAGAUUUUGCACUCGUGUUACAGAAGAGCUGCACUCCUUUCUCAGCCAAUCAGAAUUGAGUAAUUUUUUCGUGUAUAUUAUUAUGAGAGUAAUUAACGCAUCCGCAUUGCAACUUUAAGAAUUAAUAAAAGGCCACAAUGAUCUUCAGAAAUUCGGUUUUUUGGUAGCCUGCGAGCAAGCACUUUUAUUUGGGCAAGCGAAGCGAACCUCGCGAGAACGCGCGAGCGAGGGGCCGAGGAAAGCUUCGCCGCUCGCUCGCGCGUUCUCGCGAGACUCGUUUCACUCGCCCAAAUAGGAGAGCUUGCUCGCAGGCUAGUUUUUUGGAUGCAGAAUGCACAGCCCUUGGAAGUUUUUGUAGAGGUGCAUUUUUUAUUGCGUUUGACAAAGGAGAACACUUACUAUUUAAAUAUGCGAUGUGGAUGCCAUCCGAUUUCACGGUUUGGCGCCAUCUUGCACCCGCUAGCACAUUUUGCCUCGAUCUCAUGUGUUCAGUGUUUCUUGCGCGGGAACUGGUAUCUAUUUUGUAACACUCCACAACAACAACAACAACAAAAACAGUCUUUAAUGAAUUUCAUGCAACAAGUUACAGUUGUCUUGUCCACACAAUUAGCAAAAAUGCUAUUCUAGGCGAGAUAAUAAUAGUUUGCAAUUAUAUUUACAACAAAUAGUUAUAAGAAAUAACACACAAACACUCACCCGCACUCAAAUAGAAAAGAAAGAAACAAAAGAAGGGAUUAGGGAAGAGAAAAAUGAAAGAAAACAAAGAAAUAUCACGAUAACUUAACAACUAUUUUAAAUAAAUAAUUAAUAAUAACACGACCCAAGAAGCUUAUGCUUUGAAUUUUCUUUUUUUUAAGGAUUUGAAGAUCAGAAGAAAAAUAAUCAGUUUUAUCUCUAUUAUGAAAAAUUAACUGCAUAAUGUGCGAAUUUAUAAAGGACUUGCAAAAUUAUGCUUUGAAUUUUUCUCGUGUUUAGAUAAAGUAUUUGAUGAUCCGAAGAAGUAUGAACAGUAUUCUUACAAUUAUGGCGACGGACCUGAAGAAUGUGCGACAACAGGACUUGGAUACUUCGGUUGGUAGUCAUUCCAUUUUUGCCCUAACUGUCUUUCUUUUACAGGCUUUUUUGCGGAUACCCAGAGAAGAAAAUACUACUUUAAAUUAUUAUUAGUUGACCACUUUAAUAAUUAAUUGAUAGGGUAUUCUACAGAUAAUCCAUACUUCUUUUUGUGAUAAAAAUGUUUUGAAACCUUGUUGAUACGACAAGGUUGUGAUUACGAUUAGACUUUUCAGUUCUCUGUAAGUGUAUUAACGAAGGUUUUCAGCAUAUUUCACCAGUUGAAAUUAUCUUUUAAUAAUAACACGACCCAAGAAGCUCAUGUUUUGAAUUUUAGUCGUGUUAAAAUAAAGGAUUUGAAGAUCAGAAGAAGCAUUAAUCAGUUUUAUCUCGAUUAUGAAAGAUUAGCUGCACAAUGUGCGAAUACAUAAAGGACUUGCAAAAUUAUGCUUUCAAUUUUUCUGGUGUUUAGAUAAAGGAUUUGAUGAUCAGAAGAAGUAUGAACAGUAUUCUUACAAUUAUGGCGACGGACCCGAAGAAUGUGCGACAACAGGAUUUGGAUACUUCGGUUAGUAGUCAUUCCAGUUUUGCAGUACUUGUUUUUCUGUUAUAGGCUUUUUUGCGGAUACCCAGAGAAAAAAAUACUACUUUAAAUUAUACUUAGUUGACCACUUUAAUAAUUAAUUGGUAGGGUGUUCUACAGAUAAUCUAUACUUCUUUUUCUGAUAAAAAUGUUUUGAAACCCUUUUGAUACGACAACGUUAUUAUUACGAUUAGUCUUUUCAGUUCUCAGUAAGUGCAUUAACGAAGGUUUUCAGCAAAUUUCACCAGUUAAAAUUAUCUUUUAAUAAUAACACGACCCAAGAAGCUUAUCCUUUGAAUUUUUUUUUUUUAAGGAUUUGAAGAUCAGAAGAAGAAUAAUUAGUUUUAUCUCGAUUGGGAAAAAUUAACUGCACAAUGUGCGAAUUUAUAAAGGACUUGCAAAAUUAUGCUUUGAAUUUUUCUCGUGUUUAGAUAAAGUAUUUGAUGAUCAGAAGAAGUAUGAACAGUAUUCUUACAAUUAUGGCGACGGACCUGAAGAAUGUGCGACAACAGGAUUUGGAUACUUCGGUUGGUAGUCAUUCCAUUUUUGCCCUACUCGUUUUUCUUUUUAAGACUUUUUUUCGGAUACCCAGAGAAAAAAAUACUACUUUAAAUUAUUAUUAGUUGACCACUUUAAUAAUUAAUUGAUAGGGUAUUCUACAGAUAAUCCAUACCUCUUUUUGUGAUAAAAAUGUUUUGAAACCUUGUUGAUACGACAAGGUUGUGAUUACGAUUAGUCUUUUCAGUUCUCUGUAAGUGUAUUAACGAAGGUUUUCAGCAUAUUUCACCAGUUGAAAUUAUCUUUAAAUAAUAACACGACCCGGGAAGCUCAUGUUUUGAAUUUUUGUCGUGUUAAAAUAAAGGAUUUGAAGAUCAGAAGAAGCAUUAAUCAGUUUUAUCUCGAUUAUGAAAGAUUAGCUGCACAAUGUGCGAAUACAUAAAGGACUUGCAAAAUUAUGCUUUCAAUUUUUUUGGUGUUUAGAUAAAGGAUUUGAUGAUCAGAAGAAGUAUGAACAGUAUUCUUACAAUUAUGGCGACGGACCUGAAGAAUGUGCGACAACAGGAUUUGGAUACUUCGGUUGGUAGUCAUUCUAGUUUUGCAGUACUUGUCUUUCUUUUAUAGGCUUUUUUGCGGAUACCCAGAGAAAAAAAUACUACUUUAAAUUAUACUUAGUUGACCACUUUAAUAAUUAAUUGGUAGGGUGUUCUACAGAUAAUAUAUACUUCUUUUUCUGAUAAAAAUGUUUUGAAACCUUGUUGAUACGACAACGUUGUUAUUACGAUUAGUCUUUUCAGUUCUCUGUAAGUGUAUUAACGAAGGUUUUCAGCAUAUUUCACCAGUUGAAAUUAUCUUUUAAUAAUAACACGACCCGGGAAGCUCAUGUUUUGAAUUUUUGUCGUGUUAAAAUAAAGGAUUUGAAGAUCAGAAGAAGCAUUAAUCAGUUUUAUCUCGAUUAUGAAAGAUUAGCUGCACAAUGUGCGAAUACAUAAAGGACUUGCAAAAUUAUGCUUUCAAUUUUUCUGGUGUUUAGAUAAAGGAUUUGAUGAUCAGAAGAAGUAUGAACAGUAUUCUUACAAUUAUGGCGACGGACCCGAAGAAUGUGCGACAACAGGAUUUGGAUACUUCGGUUGGUAGUCAUUCCAGUUUUGCAGUACUUGUUUUUCUUUUAUAGGCUUUUUUGCGGAUACCCAGAGAAAAAAAUACUACUUUAAAUUAUACUUAGUUGACCACUUUAAUAAUUAAUUGGUAGGGUGUUCUACAGAUAAUCUAUACUUCUUUUUCUGAUAAAAAUGUUUUGAAACCUUGUUUAUACGACAACGUUGUUAUUACGAUUAGUCUUUUCAGUUCUCAGUAAGUACAUUAACGAAGGUUUUCAGCAAAUUUCACCAGUUAAAAUUAUCUUUUAAUAAUAACACGACCCAAGAAGCUUAUACUUUGAAUUUUUUUUUUUUUAAGGAUUUGAAGAUCAGAAGAAGAAUAAUCAGUUUUAUCUCGAUUGUGAAAAAUUAACUGCACAAUGUGCGAAUUUAUAAAGGACUUGCAAAAUUAUGCUUUGAAUUUUUCUCGUGUUUAGAUGAAGUAUUUGAUGAUCAGAAGACGUAUGAACAGUAUUCUUACAAUUAUGGCGACGGACCUGAAGAAUGUGCGACAACAGGAUUUGGAUACUUCGGUCGGUAGUCAUUCCAUUUUUGCCCUAAUUGUCUUUCUUUUAUAGGCUUUUUUUGCGGAUACCCAGAGAAGAAAUACUACUUUAAAUUAUUAUUAGUUGACCACUUUAAUAAUUAAUUGAUAGGGUAUUCUACAGAUAAUCCAUACUUCUUUUUGUGAUAAAAAUGUUUUGAAACCUUGUUGAUACGACAAGGUUGUGAUUACGAUUAGUCUUUUCAGUUCUCUGUAAGUGUAUUAACGAAGGUUUUAAGCAUAUUUCACCAGUUGAAAUUAUCUUUUAAUAAUAACACGACCCAAGAAGCUAAUGUUUUGAAUUUUUGUCGUGUUGAAAUAAAGGAUUUGAAGAUCAGAAGAAGCAUUAAUCAGUUUUAUCUCGAUUAUGAAAGAUUAGCUGCACAAUGUGCGAAUACAUAAAGGACUUGCAAAAUUAUGCUUUCAAUUUUUUUGGUGUUUAGAUAAAGGAUUUGAUGAUCAGAAGAAGUAUGAACAGUAUUCUUACAAUUAUGGCGACGGACCCGAAGAAUGUGCGACAACAGGAUUUGGAUACUUCGGUUGGUAGUCAUUCCAGUUUUGCAGUACUUGUUUUUCUUUUAUAGGCUUUUUUGCGGAUACCCAGAGAAAAAAAUACUACUUUAAAUUAUAGUUAGUUGACCACUUUAAUAAUUAAUUGGUAGGGUGUUCUACAGAUAAUCUAUACUUCUUUUUCUGAUAAAAAUGUUUUGAAACCUUGUUGAUACGACAACGUUGUUAUUACGAUUAGUCUUUUCAGUUCUCAGUAAGUGCAUUAACGAAGGUUUUCAGCAAAUUUCACCAGUUAAAAUUAUCUUUUAAUAAUAACACGACCCAAGAAGCUUAUACUUUGAAUUUUUUUUUUUUAAGGAUUUGAACAUCAGGAGAAGAAUAAUUAGUUUUAUCUCGAUUGGGAAAAAUUAACUGCACAAUGUGCGAAUUUAUAAAGGACUUGCAAAAUUAUGCUUUGAAUUUUUCUCGUGUUUAGAUAAAGUAUUUGAUGAUCAGAAGACGUAUGAACAGUAUUCUUACAAUUAUGGCGACGGACCUGAAGAAUGUGCGACAACAGGAUUUGGAUACUUCGGUUGGUAGUCAUUCCAUUUUUGCCCUAACUGUCUUUCUUUUAUAGGCUUUUUUGCGGAUACCCAGAGAAGAAAAUACUACUUUAAAUUAUUAUUAGUUGACCACUUUAAUAAUUAAUUGAUAGGGUAUUCUACAGAUAAUCCAUACUUCUUUUUGUGAUAAAAAUGUUUUGAAACCUUGUUGAUACGACAAGGUUGUGAUUACGAUUAGUCUUUUCAGUUCUCUGUAAUUGUAUUAACGAAGGUUUUCAGCAUAUUUCACAAGUUGAAAUUAUCUUUUAAUAAUAACACGACCCAGGAAGCUCAUGUUUUGAAUUUUUGUCGUGUUAAAAUAAAGGAUUUGAAGAUCAGAAGAAGUAUUAACCACUUUUAUCUUGAUUAUGAAAAACUAGCUGCACAAUGUGCGAAUACAUAAAGGACUUGCAAAAUUAUGCUUUCAAUUUUUCUGGUGUUAAGAUAAAGGAUUUGAUGAUCAGAAGAAGUAUGAGCAGUAUUCUUACAAUUAUGGCGACGGACCCGAAGAAUGUGCGACAACAGGAUUUGGAUACUUCGGUUAGUAGUCCUUCCAGUUUUGCAGUACUUGUUUUUCUGUUAUAGGCUUUUUUGCGGAUACCCAGAGAAGAAAAUACUACUUUAAAUUAUUAUUAGUUGACCACUUUAAUAAUUAAUUGAUAGGGUAUUCUACAGAUAAUCCAUACUUCUUUUUGUGAUAAAAAUGUUUUGAAACCUUGUUGAUACGACAAGGUUGUGAUUACGAUUAGUCUUUUCAGUUCUCUGUAAGUGUAUUAACGAAGGUUUUCAGCAUAUUUCACCAGUUGAAAUUAUCUUUUAAUAAUAACACGACCCAAGAAGGUCAUGUUUUGAAUUUUUGUCGUGUUGAAAUAAAGGAUUUGAAGAUCAGAAGAAGCAUUAAUCAGUUUUAUCUCGAUUAUGAAAGAUUAGCUGCACAAUGUGCGAAUACAUAAAGGACUUGCAAAAUUAUGCUUUCAAUUUUUCUGGUGUUUAGAUAAAGGAUUUGAUGAUCAGAAGCAGUAUGAACAGUAUUCUUACAAUUAUGGCGACGGACCCGAAGAAUGUGCGACAACAGGAUUUGGAUACUUCGGUUGGUAGUCAUUCCAGUUUUGCAGUACUUGUUUUUCUUUUAUAGGCUUUUUUGCGGAUACCCAGAGAAAAAAAUACUACUUUAAAUUAUACUUAGUUGACCACUUUAAUAAUUAAUUGGUAGGGUGUUCUACAGAUAAUCUAUACUUCUUUUUCUGAUAGAAAUGUUUUGAAACCUUGUUGAUACGAUUAACCUUGUUAUUACGAUUAGUCUUUUCAGUUCUCAGUAAGUGCAUUAACGAAGGUUUUCAGCAAAUUUCACCAGUUAAAAUUAUCUUUUAAUAAUAACACGACCCAAGAAGCUUAUACUUUGAAUUUUUUUUUUUUUAAGGAUUUGAAGAUCAGAAGAAGAAUAAUCAGUUUUAUCUCGAUUGUGAAAAAUUAACUGCACAAUGUGCGAAUUUAUAAAGGACUUGCAAAAUUAUGCUUUGAAUUUUUCUCGUGUUUAGAUGAAGUAUUUGAUGAUCAGAAGACGUAUGAACAGUAUUCUUACAAUUAUGGCGACGGACCUGAAGAAUGUGCGACAACAGGAUUUGGAUACUUCGGUUGGUAGUCAUUCCAUUUUUGCCCUAAUUGUCUUUCUUUUAUAGGCUUUUUUUGCGGAUACCCAGAGAAGAAAAUACUACUUUAAAUUAUUAUUGGUUGACCACUUUAAUAAUUAAUUGAUAGGGUAUUCUACAGAUAAUCCAUACUUCUUUUUGUGAUAAAAAUGUUUUGAAACCUUGUUGAUACGACAAGGUUGUGAUUACGAUUAGUCUUUUCAGUUCUCUGUAAGUGUAUUAACGAAGGUUUUCAGCAUAUUUCACCAGUUGAAAUUAUCUUUUAAUAAUAACACGACCCAAGAAGGUCAUGUUUUGAAUUUUUGUCGUGUUGAAAUAAAGGAUUUGAAGAUCAGAAGAAGCAUUAAUCAGUUUUAUCUCGAUUAUGAAAGAUUAGCUGCACAAUGUGCGAAUACAUAAAGGACUUGCAAAAUUAUGCUUUCAAUUUUUCUGGUGUUUAGAUAAAGGAUUUGAUGAUCAGAAGCAGUAUGAACAGUAUUCUUACAAUUAUGGCGACGGACCCGAAGAAUGUGCGACAACAGGAUUUGGAUACUUCGGUUGGUAGUCAUUCCAGUUUUGCAGUACUUGUUUUUCUUUUAUAGGCUUUUUUGCGGAUACCCAGAGAAAAAAAUACUACUUUAAAUUAUAGUUAGUUGACCACUUUAAUAAUUAAUUGGUAGGGUGUUCUACAGAUAAUCUAUACUUCUUUUUCUGAUAAAAAUGUUUUGAAACCUUGUUGAUACGACAACGUUGUUAUUACGAUUAGUCUUUUCAGUUCUCAGUAAGUGCAUUAACGAAGGUUUUCAGCAAAUUUCACCAGUUAAAAUUAUCUUUUAAUAAUAACACGACCCAAGAUGCUUAUACUUUGAAUUUUUUUUUUUUUUUAAGGAUUUGAAGAUCAGAAGAAGAAUAAUCAGUUUUAUCUCGAUUGGGAAAAAUUAACUGCACAAUGUGCGAAUUUAUAAAGGACUUGCAAAAUUAUGCUUUGAAUUUUUCUCGUGUUUAGAUAAAGUAUUUGAUGAUCAGAAGACGUAUGAACAGUAUUCUUACAAUUAUGGCGACGGACCUGAAGAAUGUGCGACAACAGGAUUUGGAUACUUCGGUUGGUAGUCAUUCCAUUUUUGCCCUAAUUGUCUUUCUUUUAUAGGCUUUUUUGCGGAUACCCAGAGAAGAAAAUACUACUUUAAAUUAUUAUUAGUUGACCACUUUAAUAAUUAAUUGAUAGGGUAUUCUACAGAUAAUCCAUACUUCUUUUUGUGAUAAAAAUGUUUUGAAACCUUGUUGAUACGACAAGGUUGUGAUUACGAUUAGUCUUUUCAGUUCUCUGUAAUUGUAUUAACGAAGGUUUUCAGCAUAUUUCACCAGUUGAAAUUAGCUUUUAAUAAUAACACGACCCAGGAAGCUCAUGUUUUGAAUUUUUGUCGUGUUAAAAUAAAGGAUUUGAAGAUCAGAAGAAGUAUUAACCAGUUUUAUCUUGAUUAUGAAAAAUUAGCUGCACAAUGUGCGAAUAUACAAAGGACUUGCAAAAUUAUGCUUGCUUUGAAUUUUUCUCGUGUUUAGGUAAAGUAUUUGAUGAUCAGAAGAAGUAUGAACAGUAUUCUUACAAUUAUGGCGACGGACCUGAAGAAUGUUCGACAACAGGAUUUGGAUACUUCGGUUAGUAGUCAUUCCAUUUUUGCCCUACUUGUUUUUCUUUUAUAGGCUUUUUUGCGGAUACCCAGAGAAAAAAAUACUACUUUAAAUUAUACUUAGUUGACCACUUUAAUAAUUAAUUGAUAGGGUAUUCUACAGAUAAUGUAUACUUCUUUUUGUGAUAAAAAUGUUUUGAAACCCUGUUGAUACGACAACGUUAUUAUUACGAUUAGUCUUUUCAGUUCUCAGUAAGUGCAUUAACGAAGGUUUUCAGCAUAUUUCACCAGUUAAAAUUACCUUUUAAUAAUAACACGACCCAAGAAGCUUAUGAUUUGAAUUUUUUUUUUUAAAGGAUUUGACGAUCAGAAGAAUAAUAAUCAGUUUUAUUUUGAUUGUGAAAAAUUAACUGCAUAAUUGUGCGAAUUUAUAAAGGACUUGCAAAAUUAUGCUUUGAAUUUUUCUCGUGUUUAGAUAAAGUAUUUGAUGAUCAGAAGAAGUAUGAACAGUAUUCUUACAAUUAUGGCGACGGACCUGAAGAAGGUGCGACAACAGGAUUUGGAUACUUCGGUUGGUAGUCAUUCUAGUUUUGCAGUACUUGUCUUUCUUUUAUAGGCUUUUUUGCGGAUACCCAGAGAAAAAAAUACUACUUUAAAUUAUACUCAGUUGACCACUUUUUUUAUAAUUAAUUGAUAGGGUAUUCUACAGAUAAUCCAUACUUCUUUUUCUGAAACAAAUGUUUUGAAUCCCCUUGUUGAUACGACAACGUUGUUACUACGAUUAGCCUUUUCAGUUCUCGGUAAGUGCAUUAAAGAAGGUUUUCAACAUAUUUCACCAGUUAAAAUUAUCUUUUAACAAGAGCCUAAGUAGGACAGAGAGGGAGUCUCCCAGUCACACCUUUGGGAUAUCUUAGUUUCAAAAAUGUUAUUUUUAGAACUAUGCGGACCAUGCGAAAGCAGUUUUCGGUAAACUAGUUGACUUCCGGAAGAUUUAGCGCGCCAAAGCAAGGCGCGGUCAAGAAAUGAAAAAAGUGGCGUCUUAAGUGGAGGGAACGAAGAACUGGCUAAAACUUCUAAACAAACGGUUCCUUUACAAGCAAUUGUAGAAUUAUUGUUAUAGCGACCGCAUGACUAUCGUUUUUGUUGGAACAGCUGGAAAGAGGACAAGUAGCAUUGCGGCCCGGAUAAGCGUUGAACACAAAAUGGCGGGUCCUACAAAGACGACCGUACAAGCGACUGUGUGGACCUAUUUUCUGUUGACAGCCUUGGAAGGAAAAAACCUAUAAAGGGUUCAAGUAUUUUUCUAAGUAAGGGAAAGAGGUUUCUUGUGCAGCUUGUGUUGUCCUUCGUAAGUGCAUAAUGGCGGUUCGGUUUCUCGAGGUAAGGCGCAGUUGUUUCCCUGUAGUUUUCUCAUUCGUGUUUAAUUGAAAUCUCGAGUUUUCGUAAAGAUUUGCUUGUUAAGGGGUAUUUUCAUUGUGUUAAUAGGUUUCGACCAAUCAUAAGAAUUGCAAACAAUAGCCAAGAAAAGUUUACAUAUUAAUUUCACGUUCCUCACAUGGCAUAUCUGUUUUAUUCAGACUCAUAUAAGAUGUUGGUAUAAGGAUUCACGUACAUGCUCCUUUGCAAAGUUUUCUUGAAACCACUCAGAAGUACAGUAUGUGGUCCUUGAUCCGCGUCUAAAAGUCAUUAACUUGAAUAUCUUACCCGAAUCUUCACGGAACGAGCUGAAAUACUCCCUGAAGAUAGCUUUUAUGUUCCUAUCGAUAAUCCUGAAGUUUCAAGUUCCAGAUAUAAAUAUUUUGCUUGGAAUUCGAAAAAAGGCGACCAUUUUCAAUGGUCCUUGGUCCGCGUCUCAGGUAAGCAGCACGAAAACAACGUAAAAAUGUUAUAGUUUCCACACGAAAACGUGAUUUUCACAGUAUUUCAUGUAUUUUUUUUCUUUUCUUGAUGCAAUUAAGGUGGCUCGACUGGAUUUUUUGGGUUGAUACCUCCCCAGUUUGAACAUUAACUACGUCGGCAUGAGUAAAGAUAUGGAGAAAAGGUUACCACAGCUGUAUUACAUAAAGCCCAGAGCAAUUCCCCUCUUUUUUUUAUGCAGUUUUCAAUGGAAUCAAACGACUAUGAGAUGAAGCCGCGUUCUCAAAGCUUAUCAUUUUCUUAAAAUAUCAGCGAAUUGUGUGGCUAGCACGCUAUUUCACUGUUUUUAUGAUUCUUAAAACUGCAUUUCAAAAUAUUUCGAAAACGCUCUCAUAGAAUUUGUUCAAACUUUGCCAUAAUGGAGGCAAUUAUGGCAGGUACAUACUCCUUUAAGCGAUUUCUCCAAAAAACUCCUGGUACAGAGAAACACAAAGAUAAAUGAAAAACGUAAAGGCGUCAUUACGUUGCCAUGGCGACUCCGAUUGCAAUAAAACCCAAAUCAUAAGAAAUUUUCAUCUUUAUGUAAUGCAGCUGUGGUAACCUUUUUUCCAUAUCUUUACUUAUGCCGACGUAGUUUAUGCUCAAACUGGAGAGGAAACAACCCCAAAAAAUCCAGUCGAGCCACCUUACGCUAGAGUUUUUUUCAGAAGAUGUUGUGAGUGUAAAAUAAUCUGCUUUUUUUUCAAAGACUUCAGACAACAGUCUCCUCGAGUCUCCCACACGAGCGUCGACGAGCGGUUUCAGCGCGGUCGAAAAUAAUUACCAAAACUCUGCAUGUAUUCGAGGUAUUAAAAAAGAGAACUUGUAGACAUGUACAGGUACGAUUUUCAAAACAUUCUUCGAAAACAAAGGCCGUCGCUUUCUAUUUUGGGAAGUUUUGUUCAACCAAGGUCAUUGGUCGCGGACCAAGGACCACUGAGCGAAAUUUGGUGACAUUUUUCAAGAGUCGAUAAAACAAAACAUUCAGAGUCUACAGCAAUAUGCUUCCAAAAGCAGAAAUAAGUUGAUCUGAAAACCUGUUCUGCAAAAAGGCAAGUCUUUCAGUUGCGUUUUACUUAUUCGCAGGCUAAGUAAACAUUACCAUGUAAUAUACGGUGCCGCAAAAAUCCAAACUUGAAGAAAGACAAAUUAAACUACCUGUCAACAAACUUUAACUUCGCGUCUUCACCCACAGCAAGAAAGCCGAAACUUCGUCAUAUGAAAGAAUGCUAAUCAGUAAAUCACGAUAUCUUUUAUUAUUCAACGUAUUUUUUUUCUAGACGAAAUAUUUUAUCAUUUUCGGAAAAGUCGUGGACCAAGGGUAUCGCCGACUUGCGCGGACCAAGGACCACGUACUGUAUAGCACAGACAAUAGUUAAGUGAACACCUUUUUGCAUUUCAACAUGUUUAACCAGAUUGAUUUUACUGAAAUAUUAAUGUUGCAUCCUAAUGGUCUUGAAGUCGAGUCUGCAGGCAGAACAAGUUUGUGUAAUCUUUUGAUUUUAAGGCAUCCACCAUGAGACCCCAAUCUUUCCCUUUAAAUAAUCUAAACCCACAUGUUGGCCUGGACAAUGAUUGAUCAGGCCUCAUGCAACCACUAAGACAUCACAAGAAAUUGAGGCUGUUAAACUGAUCAGUAUUUGAGGAUAUAACCUUCAUUAAGGAAGGCUUUAGUUAAAAAUGGCAGUAUCACUUUAAAAUAAAAAUCAAUAAGAACUUCCUUUGGUAACACCUGGACCUCUUAAUUAGGUCAAGUUUCUUUAGAAAACUCAUCUAAAAGGUGUGGUACCAAGGUGAGUUAACCAAUUUAUGCGGAUGGGUUGAGAGAGACAUUCUGGAGCAAUAAAACAUAGUGUGUGACAACCAAUGUUUCUAAAUGUAUUCAUGCCAUGGCUUGAAAGAGGUAAUGUUAAGGAAAGCAUCUAGAAGGAGACAAAUAUUAAUAUCAAUGUAGUGUGUAUAAUAACAUGUGUCACUCGGUUGGUCACACUCUUCCCAGUAUUCCUCAAAUUUCAAAUCCCAAAUGCAUCGGCAGCCACAUAUUUUAACAAAAUUAUGAAAAAUAAAUAAAUAAAUAAGUGCUCCCUUGGCCCAAAAUAUAGAACCUGCACUGUUUGUCAAACUUGUACAUUAUUUUACCCACUAUCAGUCCACGCGUGGCAAGGUCAUGAGACAUCUGAAAAGAGAAGUUAUGAUUGCUAGUAUUAUUGUUCUGUCAAUUUAACGUGUCAGAAAACAACAGAAAAGUUUGCAGACAGUGAAAGACAUACAACAUAAAAAUGAUGUACUCUGAAACCUUCACAUGUUGUAAUUGAUAGUAUAUCUUCGGGGAGGGGGGGGGGGUCGGCCUUGCAUAACGAUCCAGUUCUUCUCUGUUGGCACCCUCACUCAUCCUUCUUUUUACAAUUUUUUUUUUUGCAUAUAAGGUGGAUAUAAAUAAAAAAAACCUGUACAAUUAGGCGGACAUCCACACAACCUUCGCUGGUGUCUGCUUAUUAGAGAUGUCCGCUAAGUACAGGUUUGUUGGGAAGAAACGUUUUAACACAUUUUGAGCUAUUUGACUGCUGAAUACAGGGUGUCUGCUUAAUACAGGUUUCACCAUACAAUGCAGAAAGUGAGUUAAUUAUAGGCUUUCACUGAGAAGUGGAGGUACAAGAAAUAAGACACAAACAAGAAGCUAUACACAGCUUCAACUUGUUGCAGUUGUUUUUAUUCUAAACACUUUUGAGUGCUUUCUAUAGAAAAAAAAAAGAAAAGAAAAGACUACAUUUAGUAGCCGACACCUAAAACCAUGAGUACUUACUAGAAAGGAGAAAACUUGCUGGAAUCAAUAAGUGACAAACACAGUAUCAAAUGGUCCUAUGCAUCCAUGAAUGCCUAAAGCUUGAAUUAUGUUGUGGUACUAUUUGCAUUCAAACCCCUACAUUUCUUAUGUAUGCAGCUGUGAAGUCGCGAAUCGAGCUCAAUAAACGGUUACAUUAUACCCUAGUUACAUUACUAGUCCGUUCACCACUGUCCUAUAUGCAAAUCCAGUCACUCUUUUCUUAGCGUGUUAACGCUGUUUCCGCAUCUAAUUAUCCUAUAAGUCCCUUGAGACCCGACACUGCAUCUCCCCCCUUUUUACUAGUGUGGCUCAAAGUCCCUGUAAAUAGUGUUCCAAGUAGACGUUCUUCCACGCGCUGAUCUUCUUGGCCCGCUUACUGCAGUAUCGUCUGGCUGCGGUUGAUGUCCCUCCGUUUCCGUCGCUCCAAGGGAUGUCGGUGGACCAUCUGGCUCGUUACGUGGACCGCCAAUUGUCAUCUCACUGGAUGCGCCGAGGUUGUCGGGUUGCAAACGCAAAUCUUCCCUGGCUCCUGUUUCAGUUUCUUCCGCACUGGACUGUAUCCAGACCUUCUUGGUCCAAAUCCACAGCUACGUACUCAUCCUCCCCCGCGUGCUUCAGCAACUUACAAUUGGAUGAAUUCCGGGAUGUAAUCUCCCUACCCCUUUUCACGGUGAUCAUACUUCCUUUUCACGCCUAUUACUGAGAAUGGUCGGGGGUUAAAUGCUGGGGUGAGAAAAUCUGCUUUGCUCUGCUUCAAAAGGAGUUGGGUUUCCAGCCACUUUAAGGCUUUCCCGGGCGUUCCGCCUCUUGUACGCGUACUCUUUCAUGUGCUUCUUUUUAGCCGCGUCUCUUUGUCUGAUUGGGUCGUAUGGAAUUUCUCCUGCGGGUACGAUCCUUUCCGGUAGCUUCCUCCUCAGCUCUCUGCCCAACAUGAGCAUGUCAGGGCUUUCCUUUGUCGCUGGGUGGGGCGUGGCGCGAUAGCUGCCAACCGUUCUUUGCACUCCCUUCCGAAUAGCUUUUCCUUCAAGUUUAGAAAUUCUCGCACUCUUCUUGAGGGUUUGCAUGAAACGCUCCACGUCACUAUUAGCUUCAGCCUACCCAGGGGUGACCUUUCGGUGUCUGAACCCUUGUUCCUGAGCAAAGUUCGCAAACUUUGAUCCAUUAAACGGGGGCCCAUUAUCCGAUUUGAUCUCUUCGGGGAUUCCGUACGUGUUGAACACGCGCGUAAAUAGGGGAAUGACGUAAUCAGCAGAAGUACUUGAUGUUAACUCAACCACUGGAUACCUGGCAUACUGGUCCCAAAAGACCGAGGCCAUGUCCUUUUUUCGUAACGGCCCCGCGAAAUCUACACUGACUUUUUUCCACGGACCCCUUGGCAAAUCUGUCAUCUGUAGAGGCUCUCUGGUGUGACAGGGCGUGGUAGAUUGGCAAGCGAGGCAUUUCCCUACAUGCUUUUCGACCAUUGUGUCCAUCCCAGGAAACCACACAUGGGCACGGAGUAACUGCUUUGUACGAACAAUCCCUUGGUGGCCUUCGUGAGCAAUCUUAACCAUGGCUUCCCUGAGUGUCUGAGGCACUACAAUGCGUUCACCGCGGAGAACGAGCCCAUCAACUACAGCCAGUUCGUUGAAAACGUUAGAGUACUUCCUCAAGUCUGCGUCUUUAUUGUCUAUACUCUUCUCUUCGACACACUUAAUCAAUUUCUGUAAUUCCCUGUCAUUUCCCGUUGACACGAUUAUUUCUUCCUUGCUUAUCGCCUUUGGAAUAUCAUUUUCAAUUACGAAAUUCACGUAUUGCCUGACAUCUUUAGUCGUGCCCAGCUCCCUUUUGCCGCUCUGCUCGAGAGGAAGGGGGUGCCUUGAUGUGUAGUCUGAGAUGUUGGUCUUCCCUGGCCUGUAUUCUACCUUAAACUCAUAAUCGAGCAUUCGCACAGUCAUUCUCUGCAACCGUAUAGACGUUGCAUGCCUCGGGUUAUUAAAAAUGACCUCCAAGGGCUUGUGAUCAGUGACAACUAUGAAUGGCUUGCCAUACAGGAAGACGUGAAACUUUCUACGCAGGAAAUCAGCGGCCAGUGUCUCCAGUUCGAUCUGGGAAUAUUUCCGCUCGGCGUCUGACAGCGCCCUGCUCGCAUACUGUACCACUCUCCAAUGGUCUUCAUUCGGACUGCGCUGGACUAACGUCGCCGAGAUCCCCAGGGGACAGCCACCAACAUGUACUUCAUGAUCAGCGGCAGGAUCAAAGUACGCUAAAACUGUAUCAGCGCUUAGAGCAUUCUUCAAAGCUUCGAAUGCUUCCUGGUGUUUUUCUUCCCACUUAAAAACGUCAGCUCUAACCAGUGCCCUCAGAACAUCGGUUUGUGGGGCGUAACUCUCCAUGAACCUUGCAUUGUACUGGACGGUGGACAGAAACGAAUUCAGUUCUUUAGCGUUGCGUGGGGGCUCAGCCUGUUUAAUGGCCUCUACCUUCAUGGGAUCAAGGGAGGCCCCUUCUUUCGAGAACACCAUUCCAUAAUACAGGCACUUAUCCUUAUUGAAUUCGCAUUUAUCUUUGUUGAAGGUGAUUUCUUUCGCUCUAGCUCUCUAAAGUGUCAUUGUCUGAGAAAUUGUUCCAGGGGCCAAAAGUUGUGGUCAACCGAUUUGGCUGAAACUUGGCACAGAAGUUGGGUGUGAUGAGAUACUUCGAAAGCCACUUUGGCUCACUUCUCUGACUUUUAGUUUUGGAGUUACAGGGGGGUCUCAUUUUUGGCCUUCCAGGGAGAAUUUUGAAAGUGCCAUAAGACCCCACUUGUAAAUUGUGCUAUCAAAUGAAUUUGACCAUGUACUCUACUAUAAUAGAGCUUUCAGUUUAUGCAUGAAACUUUAUCUUCAAGGUAUUGCACAGAGAGGAGCCUGGCGCUAGAGUUUGGCCAAAAUUGAUGUUACAAUUACAACUCAAAAUGGCCAUUUUUCAAAAUUUCAGUAUAGUCACCUGCCUUCUUACAUAACUUCCACCCCUGUACUACUGUUUACUUUAGUCACCCAAUUAUCAAAAUCAGUUGAGAAGAAUUUGGCCAAACACUUCAUGUCCCUCUAAGGCGAUGCAAAAUAGAAUUUUGAGCAUAAUUCAGGCCAUAAACUAACCAAACUGUUGACGAGUAGCCCUUAUUCUGUAUUCGGUAAGUGAAAAUGAAUUGUCAAAGCCAAAUCAGUUUCGUUGUUUAGAAAUACACCGAAUCUUACGUUAAAAUUGAUCUAAAAUGGGCCUCUGAUUGGCACAACAAACACAUGAUUUAGCAAAAACAAGGGUGAUUUUUUUCGUAAUAAAGUUAGAUUAACAAAAGCUUCGUUGACAUAUAAUCUUCUUCUGACCUUGUAACAGCCUGAAUAGUUGUUGUAAAUACCCAUCAGUGGUGAUGUCGCGGCUAUUCUCCUUCAGUUCCAGUUGGUCGUACCCAUGGUUCAUAUCAAGAUGAGAAAAUACUGUGGCCCCGUUGAGCUCAUUUAUGAUAUCAUCAAGUGUAGGCAUGACAGUGUGGGUUCGUGGAAUGGCUUUAUUUGCUUCCCUCAUAUCCACAUUCAAUCGUAUUUCAUUGCUGAACCGUUUCGGCGUUAUAACUACAGGGGACACCCAACUGGUAGGCUUCUCUACCCUCUUAUUUAUGUCGUCAGCUUCGAGUUUCUCCAAUUCUGCUUCCAGCUUGGGUCUUACACUGAACGGUAUUCUUCUGUGGGCCUGAGCAACCGGUGUUACUGCGGGGUCAACGUGCAAAUCUACCUUCACUCCUUUCAUCUUUCCGAUACCGCGGAACAGAUCAGCGUACUCUUUUAACAGAUUGCUUGAGAUUGUUUCCUCACUUUGGACCGUGUUUGCCAUCUUAACAAGACCAAGAUCCUCCGCGGUCUGGAAACCUAUCAAGGGCUCAGUGUUCGUAUGUCCCUUUAUAACUUGAAACGUGGCAGGGGCGAUUCUAGUGUUCGACUCAACAAUGGCCUCAAAUUUUCCCAUGACCUUCAGUGCUGCCGACGGGUUUUCGUUCGAUUGGUAUGCACGCAAAACACUCGAUGACCUUCUCAAUGUCACUUUAUCGGCCAGUAACCUCUUGAACGUUAUCUCGUCCAUUACAUUUACCGUGACUCCUGUAUCCACCAGUACUUGAAAUUCACGAUUUUCCACCGUCACACUGCUCACGGGCCUGCGGGCCUGAUUGUGUUUGACCGCCCCAACUUUCUCAAUACCGCAAAGGGAUUCCGCAUCGCUACUAUCCGAGUCCUUUUCGACUGCUUUCAGCACAACCUUGUUUUCUUUUCCUUUCAUCCUACACCAUUUGGCGAAAUGAUUCAUUUUGUUACACGUCAAGCAUUUCUUCCCCCGGGCUGGACAUUUCAUCCUUCCUCCAGCGUGCGGAAAAGUUCCACCACAAGAAAAACACACCUUUCCAGCCGUCUUGCUUUGUGCCUGUUGUUCGAGCGUAUAUAACUUCUCCUCUGGAUUGGUGUCAGUUCCAUGGCUUUGUCGGUCUAUUUCAAUUCUUUCCGCUUGCUUAUCCGACAUUUCCUGGGCUCUUGCGAAAUCCACGGCCUCCGUUAGGGUAUGAGGUUUGCUAAGCAACCGUCUUCUGACCCGCCUCGAUUUUCCUUUUUCUGUUAACUGCAGCUGAAUUUUAACAUCACCCCAAUCCGUCGGAAAAUCGCAAGGACCCGCUGCUUGCUUUAGGCGAGUAGCGAAGUCAUCGUAUGACUCCUCUUUCUCUUGCGUUAGCUGCCGAAACUGGUAUAUGUUGAAUAGGUGAUGUUUUCUUGGUUCAAAAUAUUCCAUGAGUUUCUCAGCGGCGGUUUCGAAAUCCUCACCGGUGUCUUCUAGGGUGUCAAAAAUGUCUUGUACUUUUGGUCCUGCACAAUGUAAACAUAAAGCUCUUUUCCUUGCUCUAUCCUUUAUGUUCAUUGCCAACGCGUAAACUUUAAAUCUUUCCACGUAUUUUCUGAAGCGCGAACCCACCGAAGCUGGAUCCAUGUCGGGGUCGAAUGUUCCGUAAUUCAGGUUUGUAUCGAAACCAGCCAUUUUCCAAAAAUAGAGGAACUCCUCGUCGCCAAUGUGAAGUCGCGAAUCGAGCUCAAUAAACGGUUACAUUAUACACUAGUUACAUUGCACACUAGUCCGUUCACCACUGUCCUAUAUGCAAAUCCAGUCACUCUUUUAGAAAGAGGGUGAGGAUUUAGCGUGUUAACGCUCAUUCUGCAUCUAAUUAUCCUAUAAGUCGCUUUAGACCCGACACUACAGCAGCAAGCUUAUUUUAUUUAACACACAUAAUAAAUGUUUAAGGUUGUAUGGAAAUCCUACCAACACAUUGUGGUACAGGAUCUGUAAAGGUUAAUUAUUACAGGUGUAUGAUGAACAUAUGAGGCAUGGUAAAACCACAUAUAGUAUAAAAGUAAAUAAACUCCAGAUGAGACUACCAUACUAUCUAUUUUGGAUACACACUCGGUGAUCUUUAUGGUGUUUGAACCUCGCGAGUAAAUAAUCUGAAAUAAUGCGUGAGCUCGGUGUUUUGUCAAUUCUUUUAGAGUAAGAACUUUUCAAAAUUUGUCAAAAUAAAUCCUAGGGCUGAUUUUUUGAAGGUAAGAAAAGACUUCAAAGUAUUCAAAAGAGCGUUUUCCGAUUAACUAAAGCAGUAUUUUUCGCUCGAUGGAAUGUUUACAGUUAAGAUUACAGUUUAAUCGAGUAGAAGUCAAGGUGUUUUUGUAAACUCAACAUUUCCUUUACAGGCGAAUUUUUCCCUGCAGAAAUCAAAUUCAACUUAUGACAAAAAAAUCAAAGCAAAUCUUUACGAAAACUCGAGAUUUCAACUUAAUAGGACAGAGAAAACUAUAGAGAAACGGUGCCUUACCUCAAGCAACCGGGCCACCAUUGUCAGCACUUGCGAAGAACAACACAGCUGCAAAAACAACCUUUUCCCUAACUUGACCCGUCGACAUAAGCAGUUGAAAACAAAGCUGAACGUUUCUUUUCAGUCUGGGAAGUACAAUUUAAACUUCUGGCGGUUCCAUAUAAACCAUUAGGCUAUUGUUUGCCAAAGAAUUUUUAAACCGCGAUUUGAUUUGCAAUUUUUGAAAAUUCUGUAAAGAUCAAGCUUUUGCGCAUGUACUGUACAGGUACCGAUUUCCACGCAUGAUUUGAUCCGUCAAUCAAAUUAAACAAAUGGUUUCCUUACUGAUUUAGGAGUAUUUACCUCGCUGAGAAUAUUCAGCUUCUAUUCAUCUCCUGUUCAACAAAGAAUAAUUGUUAAUUGUCCAAUGUGAAGUGCGAAACAAGAUUCCAAGAUUCCUGGUCAUGUCCUUGAGAAAAAUACUAGAAACCGUUAUAGGUUUUUUUUCUUCCUCCUUCAAGAGAAAAUACGUCCACACGUUUGUCCACACGGUCGCUUGUACGGUCGUCGUUCUAGGACCCACGGGUUUUGCGUUCAACGCUUAUGCGGGCCGCAAAUACUGCUUCUCCUCUUUCCAGCUGUUCCAACAAAAACGAUGGUCACGCAGUCGCUUUAACUGUAUUUCUAUGAUUGCUUGUAAAGGACCCGUUUGUGUAGCAGUUUUAACUAGUUUCUAUGGUAGGUUCUUCGUUGAAGUAGGACAAUUUAUCAACUCAAAGUCUUUCCACUUAGACCGCCAUUUUUUUCAUUUGCUGCCUCCGCCUCGCUUUUGCACGCUCAAUCGUGAAAGCGAGUCUUCCGGAAGUCAACAAGUUUACCGGAAACUGUUUCCGCGUGGUCCGCAUAGUUCUAAAAAUAACUUUUUUGAAAUUAACAUAUCCCGGCCAACGCCCUUAGACUCCCUCUCUGUCCUAUUAUGGCUCCUGCUUUUAAUAAUAACACGACCCAAGAAGCUUAUGCUUUGAAUUUUUGUCGUAUUAAAAUAAAGGAUUUUAAGAUUAGAAGAAGCAUAAUCAGUUUUAUCUCGAAUAUGAAAAAUUAACUGCACAAUUUGCGAAUAUAUAAAGGACUUGCAAAAUUAUGCUUUGAAUUUUUCUCGUGUUUAGAUAAAGUAUUUGAUGAUCAGAAGAAGCAUGAACAGUAUUCUUACAAUUAUGGCGAGGGACCUGAAGAAUGUGCGACAACAGGACUUGGAUACUUCGGUUGGUAGUCAUUCCAUUUUUGCACUACUUUUUUUUCUUUUAUAGGCUUUUUUGCGGAUACCCAGAGAAAAAAAUACUACUUUGAAUUAAACUUAGUUGACCACUUUAAUAAUUAAUUGAUAGGGUAUUCUACAGAUAAUCCAUACUUCUUUUUCUGAUAAAAAUGUUUUGAAACCUUGUUGAUACGACAAGGUUGUUAUUACGACUAGUCUUUUCAGUUCUCAGUAAGUGCAUUAACGAAGGUUUUCAGCAUAUUUCACCAAAUAACAUUACCUUUGACGCUUUUGUAAUUAAGGCCACGCUCAUAUCUUCCCGCUUUAACACAAAUCACUACAUCGAAGAAAAGAGCAAAGAAAGAAGUUAUUUACAGGCCGAACUAUGGCAAAAUCUAUAAAAUAUUUACACCUGCCUAUCAGUUUAAAAUCCAUUGUCACUUUGGUUCCCACAAUGCAUUGCAAGCAAUUAAAGAUUUCGUGGUCCAGGUAAUUCCAUCGCGACUUCUGAAUCGCUUUAACAAGAUAAUGGUUAGUCGGCUUAAAGGCGAACAUGUUUUUUCCAUGUCCAAUGGAUCCAAGAUGCAAGUGAUUGCUCCUUACCAACGUUAUCCUUUCCUCAGGAUCAGGGCCUUUGUGAUAUUAAUUAAGUAUUGUGCCAUAUGACUUUGGUCCUUGAUGACACCGUCCCUGUUUGCGAGUAAUUAACGCAUCUGGUUUGCAACUUUAAGAAUUAAUAAAAGGCCACAAUGAUCUCCAGAAAUUCGGUUUUUUGCAUGCAGAAUGCACAGCCUAUGAAAGUUUUUGUAGCGCUGCAAUUUUAUGGUUCGCUGAUUCUACAUUUUUUUAUUGCGUUUGACGAAGGAAAACACCUAAUACAAUUUGAGUCCCGCGGGACUCGAUGCGUUCUGGUUGCCAUACGAUUUCACGGUUUUGCGCCAUCUUCGACCGGCUGGCACAUUUUGCCUCGAUCUCAUGUGUUCAGUUUUCCUUGCUCGGGAACUGGUAUCUAUUUUGUGACACUCCACAACAACAACAACAACAACAAAAACAGUCUUUAAUGAAUUUCAUGCAACAAGUUACAGUUGUCUUGUCCACACAAUUAGCAAAAAUGCUAUUCUAGGCGGGACAAUAAUAGUUUGCAAUUAUAUUUACAACAAAUAGUUAUAACAAAUAACACACAAACACUCACCCGCACUCAAAUAGAAAAGAAAGAAAGAAAAGAAGGGAUUAGGGAAGAGAAAAAUGAAAGAAAACAAAGAAAUAUCACGAUAACUUAACAAAUAUUUUAAUAAACUAAAAAUAAGAGCGCACUAUAAAUAGGAAACUCUAUUAGCAGGAGAAAGGCAAUUCUUACAAUAUUAUGGUAAUAGAGCUAGGUAAUUGACUCAGAAAACUGAAGUAACCAGAUGGGGUAAUUCCAACAAGGCCUUAAUGGUCUUAUGUUCCUUGCACUCACUCCAUGUCGCCGUGGCUUAAGGUGAGGUGGGCUUCUCAAUGAAGACUUCCGUACAGUCAAUAAUUAUUCUGGUAUUUGGAUAUUUCUUGAAGGAGUGAGGAAGAUUGUUUUUUUACUUCUUCCUUACUUGACCAGAGUACCAAGGUAUCUUUAAAUAUUGAAGCAAGAAAGCAAACCCAUGUGGUAAAAAUGCGGUUGAGCUGUGCCUGGGAGAUAGAAAAUACAUCAGCAAGAUGCCUUCCCAUCAAACCAAGCCUCAGCCUAAGAAUACAUAUGACAAACUCCUCAGUGACAUUUAGACUUCUCUUUGGUCCAGUCUUACAGUUAGGGGAAGUCUGGUAUUUCAUAUGUUUGCCCUUGUUCUUAUCCCAAUACUUAAGUUUUUCUGACUCUGGUUUGAUCAAAUUAGUUAGCAUAUUAAAACAUUCCAUUGUUGAUAUCCCUGUAUAAAACUUGACAAAAUCAUCACUUUUCAGUACAUCGUUCAAAAAUAACUCUCGUUUUAAUUUGACUUUUGUCUGAUAGCCUGUCGUUAAGGCUUUUAAUUUCCUUCUCCUGCUCGUCUAUGUCACUCCAGGUCAUGUCAGUUUGACCGCCUACAGACUUGACCUUUUCAAGUUCAGCCUUCUGAAGUUCAUCGUUUGAAGGUCGAUCACUUCAACUUGUUACGUAAGCAAACAAUAAGAAUGAUCAUCCUGGACAUCUCGAAGAUCAGCAUCAUCGACAUAAUUUCCCCAUCAGUGUAUACAUUCUGGCUGGACCCGCAUGUUUUGAAGUCGUCGUUCAGCCUACGUUUCUUCCUCACUGAUUCGUAGUGAACAUUUCUCGGUGUGCUUUCUUCUCUCGCAUGGAAAAUCGUCAGUAGACCUACAUUAGUCGCUUUUCUUUUACCAUUCCACAUUUUUCUGUAAGAAUCGGGAGUAACAUGUGCACUGCAGAUCCUCAAGUUGUUAGAUUUCCCAGCCUUCGCCUUGGCUGCCUCAAAUGCGAACUUGUUGUCGCCUCUUCGACAGAAUUUUAGCCACUUUUAAGCCUCUUGUUAAAGGGGAAAACGAAAUACGAUAAAUCUUUUCGAUCGCGAUUAGCGCUUUUUGAACAGGCAACAGAACAAUAAACAAUUAUUUAUUAUGAAUAAAACAAUGUUUUGAAUCGAAGGCAGUGAAUGGUGAAAUUUUCCCGGGAGAGCUUUCAGAUUUCGCGUGCACCGUCAAGCGUGACUGAGCACUUAGCCUCGAUCUUGUGUGCAUUUUCGGUACCAGUCUCCGCAUGGUUGAGAACUCGGAAAUGGGCUAUUAGUUGAUAGGGUAUAUUACAGAUAAUCCAUACUUCUUUUUCUGAUAAAAAUGUUUUCAAACCUUGUUGAUACGACAACGUUGUUAUUACGAUUAGUCUUUUCAGUUCUCAGUAAGUGCAUUAACGAAGGUUUUCAGCAAUUUCACCAGUUAAAAUUAUCUCGAUGCGUUCUGGAUGCCAUGCGAUUUCACGGUUUGGCGUCAUCUUGAACCGGCUGGCACAUUUUGCCUCAAUCUCAUGUGUUCAGUUUUCCUUCCUCGGGAACUGGUACCUAUUUUGUGCCACUCCACAACAACAACAACAACAACAACAACAAUAAACUAUAAAUAAGAGAACACUAUAAAUAGGAAACACUAUUAACAGGAGAAAGCAAUUCUUAAAAUAUUAUGGUAAUGGGGCUAAGUAAAUGACUCACUAAAAUAAAGGUAGGAGAAUCGAAGGACACUACAUACGUAACAAAAAAACAGAAAACAUUCAAGAAGCAAGCAAGAAUCGAAGAGAAAUAGAGAAAGUUACGGAGUACUUAGAUUCACGUCCAUCGUGGCAGCUCAAGGGAUCACGGAUGAAAUAUUGGCACGUUUGUGUUUACCACAGGUUUGUUUAUCGUUUUGCUCACAGUUUUAAAUUUUUGUUGUUUUUUUUUUCUUAUAGGAAAAUGUCCAUUCUAAAGAAAUCAGAUAUUAGUUUAAGGUGUUUCGAUACAGUUUUUCAGAGGCCAUACCGGUGUCUUUCAAUCGCCUUAUAAGUGGUUUUUUCCUUGUCCGAUCACUAUAAAGUUUUCACCAGUAAUUGGCUAUGGAUUGCAAUUUGUGAAAAUGUAGUUUUAAGUGAAAUCGAUAUUACUAUAACAUCAAUAAACUAGUAAUAGUUGACACUACAGCUGCCCCCGUUCUGUAUAUUGUCGGUCAAUAGUAUUCUUGCUGGUUGUGUAGCUCUUUGAAAUAUACCGAUUCAUAAUGAAGAUUUUCACACAUACUCCAUAAAAUACAGCGACCGACAAUAGGUGAGAUAAAUACAGGAAACGCAAGGUUCCAUGCACAGUUUCAGCUCGAUUUACACAGCUUUGAUCAAAACAUUUUCAAUUUCGAGAAUAGUUUAUUCUAAACCAUAAGAAAAGAUUCAAUUAGAAGUUGAAUUUUUCGCUAUUUCUCUUUCACUUUUUACAUUCAGUUCAUUUUCUUUGCCGGAAAGUAAGCCUUAGAAAUUAAACGGACGUUUGAUCGAUUCACGCUCGCGCAUUCUAGUCUUAUUUGAAACUUUAUAACGGAAGGACAUCUGUGAGCAGGGAAUAAGUAAGCACAGAAUUUGAUUGUCGGCGAAUUUCUGUAAUUGUCCGUCAAUUUGCUAGUGAUAAGCUAGCCGUUGUUCACUCGUCUUGCUUGUUUGGGGCUGAGUCUUAUUCGGGUCAAAGAGAGACAAAGAGUGUCUGGCAAGGUUUCCAAUAUAAAUCAAAGAUUUGUGAACUCGUGUCUGGCAAACUCUCCAAGUGUUUAUAUAUAAACAGUUAAACGCACCUUAUAACCUCAUCUGCGCUUAACGAGUGUCUGUUGGUCCAUAACUUUCAAAACAACUGCUCCACAGAAUGUCACUGCGUAACGCAAAAGAGUAUCGAAGUAUGACUGCACAAUAAAUGUCACAAAAUCUACCUGAGCGGUCCCUUCGGGAUUUUCUGUCUUUACGUCAUCCUAACCAUUUCGAACUUGCGGUCGCAAACAAUAGAAACGUCAUCAUUACCUACCGAUUCCUCGCGGCCCCUGUUCAAGCAAAUCGAGAUUUUUUUCUAGUAUACUGACUGUAUAUUUGAACUGUAAGUACUUUCCUUAACAUACGCGCUAGUUACUAGGGUGCCUCCUCGGGAUUUCGCCUCUGGGCGAAAUCCCUGCGGGGGCAGCAAAAAAUUUUGAAAUUGAUAAAAGCCGAAUUUUGUGUGAUCUAGACCAGCUACUGAAAAUCCAACACUAGGAACUUAAAGUUUGGUGUUUAGCAAACAAUCUCCGUAAGAAGUAAGUAAUUCUGUAUGUUAUAAUUCGACUAAAACGGAAAUAUAUUUCAGACCUUAAAUUUUCAAUAGCUGUGAUAGAUUAUUUAAUAAAAAGUUUAUAAAUGACUCAAAUUAUUCUUAAGGAGCGUCAGAAUGCUGCUUAAUUAUAUUUUGAUGCUAGGAAAUUUUGGUGUAUUUUCGUUCUUGCGAUCUUGAAAACUAAACCCCCUUUCUCACCACCUGUCUGAGUGCAACUUCAUUCAAAAUUUGGACUUUUUGCGCUUUUUUGUAUAUCUCUGAGACGACUCGAACGAAUUUUUUUUUAAAUCUCUUCACAUUAUCUUCAUAAUGUAUAUUGAGAUUGAUUCGCUGCAACAUAUUAAAAUUUCAAGACAAACCUAUCCUAUGAACCUGUCAAAAAUCUGCGUUACAACAUUUACUGUUUUGACGUUAUGCACUUGAAGAACAUAUGGCCGACAAGUGUCUCGCAAAACGUCGCGAAGUCUCUCGCAGCUUGUGAUUCUCGGCGUCUACAUAAGGAGAAUCACUUACGAUUCAGCAACAGUAAACAUUUCCGAGAUUAAACUGACCACUAACAAAAUGAAGGGAAAAAGCAAAUCAACUGCCAAACGUUGUUUCAUUGAUUUUGCAACUCACGUCAUUUUAACCCGAUAGUUAACAAGUUAAGACUAGUAGCGAGGUACGUUAAAUUUAACGCAACCAGAAGAAAUUUAACCCAUGGUUAUACUAACCGGCGUUCGAGCAACCGAAACUAACCGUAGCGCUUUUGGUGCCUCAAGGGAGGACGCCUCUUCGGGAAAGGGCGCUUAAUUCUUUCUUAAGAAACAACCAAAUGUAAAAAAAAAAAAUAAUAAUAAUAAUAUUUAUGUAAAAACGAACAAUAUUUGAAACUGUAACAGUAACAAAUACUCAUGGCGGUGAAUGUUAACGUGAGGGACUUACCUUGAAACUUGUUGGGCGUGUGCCGAUGGAACUUUUUCCUUCCUUAUAUUCACCUUUCUUUAAAAAGCCCGCAGUGAGAACAAAGUGCAAGUCAAGGUGAGUGGAUCAAGGAGACUGGAAAACGGACUUGUCGUCCCUGGAUCCUUCCUCGCUACAAAAUUUGAAGAAGAGAUCAUACCUCGCUUCAAUUUGUUAGGAGAUAUUGUGUGAAAAAAUUUGCAGCAGACUUUAAUUUUUGCGAAAAGACGGCAUUUUUGUUGCGACUUGUCCAGGACCCUGCCAGAUCGAAAUGACCAGCCUUGACUUCGUCUUAUGAAGGUAGUAACAGUGGUUAUGCAAUAAAGCCAAAAAAAAAAGUAAAACGACAAGCAGACACCGACAGACAGUGGAAUACAUCUCAAAAGUAGGUUGAGUUUGAUCGUCCGGGUGAACGUAGUCCUGAAUAAGACUGUUGUUGUUGACAGUGACUGAUGUUUUGACAACCUGUGCGGUAGUCAUCUUCAGAGUCAAAGUGAGUUGUAUCACGUCAGUUGACGGUGUUAUGCUCUAGUUAUUGAUCUGAUUGGUCAAUUACGUCGCUAUGUUAUUGGUCGUCUGUCAGUUAAACCAUGAUGUUAUUGGCUAUGAAGACUCGUAAUCAGUGAUUGGUGCGUUUCGAUCCGUCUAUUGUCGCAGUUAAACAGUCGUCUAUUGUUAGUUAAAUUGUUAGUUCUCCAGUUGUUCUCUCGUAGUUAGUUUUGCUUGAUCUCGUCAAUAAGUCGUUUGUACGGCGCUGGUAACUGUUGACUACGAUUCAGUGGCGUUUGUUCUAGUCCUUUAUAGGCUUUUUCGCGAAUACCCAGAGAAAAAAAAUACUACUUUAAAUUAAACUUAGUUGACCAAUUAGUUGAUAGGGUGUCCUACAGAUAAUCCAUACUUCUUUUUCUGAUAAAAGUGUUUUGUAACCUUGUUGAUACAACAACGUUGCUAUUACGAUUAGUCUUUUUAGUUCUCAGUACAGAAAAAGUGGAUUAACGAGGGUUUUUAGCAUAUUUUACGAGUUAACAUCACCUUUUGACUGUAAUACACUUUUAUAAUUACGGCCACAUGCAUAUCUUGCCGCUUUAACACAAUUCACUACAUCGUAGAAAAGAGAAAAGAAAGAAGUUAUUUACAGACCGAAAAAUAUUGCAAAAUCUAUAAAAUAUUUACACCUGCCUAUCAGUUCAAAAUCCAUUGUGACUGCGGUUCCCAUAAUGCAUUGCAAGAUUUAGUGGUCCAGGAAAUUCCAUCGCGACUUCUGAGUCGCUUUAACAAUAUGACGGUUAGUCGCCUUAAAGGCAAACAUGUUUUUUUCCCAUGCCCGAUGGAUCCUUGAUGCAAGCGAUUGCUCCUUAUAAACGGUAUGCUUUUUUCACGGUCAGUGCCCUUGUUGCUGUAGAGCAAGCGUAGCGAGCGAGCAGCAACAUAAUCAGGAUUUAAGAGAAAUAUAUAAGGUGGGACGAAUUCUCGGAUUCAACACACUUUUUUCCUAAAUUCUUGACAAAAUGCAUAUUGCAUUUAACCAGAGUGCACUGUGGCACUUUUUACCAGAGCACCCUGCUCCAUUUUUACCAGAAUGUAUUGCGCCACGAACAACUCAAAUCAAAACACGAGGAAAAUUAUUCGCUGAGAGUAUGCAUCGUUCGCUGCUCAGGCUCAGAGUUUUCUUUGUGGCAAAUUUUCUACAGCACGGUUAGAGGUCUUACCAAAUUUAAGACACGCAGGAGUCUUUCAGGUGGAUUUCAAGAGCCCGCAACACGGGGGAUAUACAAAUUCAGCUUGCUAGAAGGUGAUGUGAAAGUGAGAAAAUGUCAUGCUAUGCUAUUCUUAAGAACUUGCAUGGGCCAAAAAUGGAUGUAAUUUUGACCAUUAGCUUCAAAACUGUAACAGCGCAAAUCGAGAUACUACACAGAAAACAUAUGUUUUGUGUCCUAGAUCGCAGACGAUAACGUGUAUCGGCGUUUUGUGAAGCAUAAUUAGAGAGCUUAAGCAGCGGACGUUCUUGAGGUCACGGACGUCAGGAAGGUUGCUCUCGGUCUGGAUCGAGUACGGCGUUUGUGGCGCGAAAAGCGAAGAUUAAGCAAUGAAUGGUUUUUGGUAUAACGCGAGUCACGGACGUUUUGUCUGUUUACUUUUGCUAUUUGAAAUGUCAUCACUCAUAGCAUUUCAGAAAGAUCUUUGUCGUUGACAGAGACUCGUACAUUUUUUUUUUUUUUUGCCCCAUUCUCAUUUGAACACAGAACACCCAAGCGAUCUGUCUGUGUAAUCGUUCGUAUUUUUUUUUCAGUGAAAGUUUAGGAUUUUCCGUAUGUCUCAUUGUAGCGAGGCCGCCACUAGAUAUAUCUCAGAUAUGUGUAUGGAUCAAGGCUAUGAAACGACUCAAAUGAUCGAUCAUUAACAGAUUCCGUCCUCCGAAAUAACCUUUCCGUCUCGUUUAAGCUUAUACACGUAAUUUGACGAAAGUCAGAGUCCCUUCAUUUUUUUGGAGAAAAAGAAAUUGAGAAAGUGGAAUGAGCGGAAAUCGAUCCCAGACCGAUAACACUGAAACCCAUAGCCAAAACUACUACAUUCUUUCGGAUUCGAUAGGGACAGAAAAUCGUUUUUAUUCACAGAUAUAUAGCGACAACCCUAACAGUAAAUGACAGUUAGCCAUUUCCAGUCAGUGCUUUAUAACCCUUAGACGAAAUUCUUUAUCACUAAUGGUGCGGCUUCUUCUAUUUUCCUGUAAACAGGUUUGAGGGCACUUAAGAAUUUAUUUCUUUAGAUUUUAUUAGCUUUUAAUUGUUUAUUUUAAUAAACCUAUAAGAAGGGCUUAACACAGAAGUAAGUUAUGAAAUUUACUGAUUGUGUUUCCGUUAUAAUAUCGAAUUACUCCUUAAUUUUGGCGCGAAAUUUCAGCGUUAAUUUGUAAUUUCACAUGUGAAAUUACAAAAUUGCCAUGACAACCCUUCCGUACGUCUCGGUGUCAAGAUGGCGACGAAGUUUCAAAAUGCCGUGAAUGAAGAUGUCAGGGCACAAAAAGACGCUUUAGAAAACCUGAACACUCAAGAGAACAUCAAGAAGGAUUCUAACAGGUAUUUUGCCGAAAAAGUCUGAAAAAUUCUGAACUUUAUAAGCCAAAUUUAAGGUCUAAACAUUUGAGAGAGUGGAGUUCUCGAUCGAUACGAUCCAGCAUACACAUGUCAAAAAUCCAAGAUUGCUAACGUAAUUCGUCACCCAUGAUAUUAAUAGGUAAUUAAAUGGUAUACUCGUGAAAUUAGGGAAUAAUUUCACUUGCGUUUUGUCCAAAUACUAAUAAUUUCCCGAGCCUUCGAUUUGGACAAAACGCGCGUGAGAUUAUUCCCUAAUUUCACAUACUAAUUUCAUUUUCCGAUUAUCUCACGUUCUUUUACUCAUUCUCUCAGAACAUAUUCACUCGGACAACCCAGAUGCACCCAUUUGCGCAGAGUUUAUUCUUGGCAAAUGUAAGAAUGGUUCUAAGUGUGCAGGCCAUCACUGCUUUUUGCCUUACCAGUGGCAAUAUAGCGAUGCAGGUGAAUGGAAGAGUUUAAAUUACAAAGACAACGAGAGGCUAGAAAAACUGUAUUGUGACGUGACGCUCGAGGAAUUUUCUCCUAUGGUCGUUCGAAGAUCAAAUUUUCGAAAGUAUGUUAUAAUUAUAAAUUAUUAUAACUACAAAAAUAUUUUGAUAGACUAAUUGAUUGUCAUUCAUUUAGUUAUUGUGAAGUUUAUGAACACAUUUCAGUCCAAAUCAAUAAUAAGCGUACGGCCAGAGACCAGAGAUAAAAAACCUUAGCAUGCUUCUUCAGUGUCACAAUUCUGGGAAAGGUACUUGAUAGGAAAAUUUUCGACAAAAUGAGCUUUUAAACGAAUGUUUUUGCGAAAACGUUGGAGACAAGAAGGCCUAGAUAUUACAAUUUAAAGACAGUAACCUUUAGAAUUUUUAGCGUAGACUUAAUUGAUUUAUCAAUAUCCUAGCUUUUUGUGAAAAAGGAAGGCUCACGGGCACCCCAGGAGCCCCCCUCCCCUAGUUAACCCCUGGAUUGCUCGAUCGAAAGUGAUAAACAAGUUUAAUGUAAAACUAAAUGCCUCUUUUAAAUCUAUUUUAAUCGCUUAUAACCAUUUUAAUAACUACAGAAUAGCAAAUAAAAAUAACUGCAGACUGCUAACCUAUAUAUAAUUGCUAGUUAGGAAGCGUGUUACAUUCUCCGAACGAUACCAUGAAAACGCGUCUGAAAUUUGAAAUUUGAAGUGCUUCGCACCUCUUUAGACAUCAUUUACGUUUUCAUGAUUGUCAUUUUUAUUCAUACUUUAUAUUUUUAGGGAUAAAGUUUUGCGUGCGCACCUUAACGACAUGUAUAAUGUCAAUAUUGUGCUUGAUAAUAGGGUAAAGAUUACACAGAAAGAUUUUGAAAGGUUCGGGCAACUACGACGUCUAUGUACAGAGUCUUAUGUCAACUCAACCAACCCCCUGGCUACUGAGUGGAUAUGGUACUGGAAGCGCGAAGAUGGAAGAUGGCGGAAGUAUGGACAAGACGACACGGUGAGCAAAAUGGAGAAAUGUCUAAGCAAGCGUUGUGUUUUCGGAUGAUAACACUUUAGACUGGUGAACUCCGUUUUCAACUUGCCUAGCUGGCAAGUGAAUUAUUUGAGGGAAUUCAAAUUUUCAGCGAAUUCGCAACAAGUGAGCCUGCUGACUACAAAGGGAUACAAGUAUUAUGGAAUGUGGCGUUGCUUGGGACUAAGGGCGCUUUCCACUCAACUCCAAAUUCCGAAAAUUUCGGUUGGUAUAUCAAAUGGAACGGACCAUUUCGGUUUGGUCCGACCGGAAUAUUCAGGACCAGCUUUGAAGGUGGCCGACUUUGAAAGGUCUGGUCAUUUCGAUCGGUCGGACGAAACUGACCCUUUCCAUUUGACAAAAUUGUUGUCCCCAGUACAGAUCUUUCGUAUCCUACUUCUUACAAGGACAAUACCCAAACACGCGGUGGCUAAUGGGUCGGGUCUGUGCAACCGGAAUGUACCGUUCCAUUGGGCACGUGGAAUUUCCGAAAUUUCAAACCGCAAUAUUUGUUGAAUGGAAAGCGCCGUAAAACUUAGACGCCAUCUUGGCCCCCAUGUUGGAUCAGUUACUGAAAAUUCAUUUGGGGGCCAGUGUAGGCGUUAAGCCAUUUUGAACAAAAAAUCAAGAAAAGCCUUUCAGGUGGACGAAAGAGUGGCGUCUUCCGUUGCAUAUUUGAGAGUUAAAUUACUGGGCGUUCAUUGUGGUGAGAGACAGAGGACCUCAUCAAAAGUAAGAGGUCUGUCCGAGUUCUAUUGUUGAUUACAGCUUGACGCCAGCGUCUGUUGACUCCAGUUAAUUCUUUCACUGCCAUAGCGCUGGGUGCCAAAACAUAUAUUUAAGCGACAUAUCAAAUUUGUUUGAUUGAGGUUUCAUUUGCAUUGUCACUUCACAGGACUGGAGAUAUAAAAUAGUUAAUAUUAGGUCUGUUGGAGCAAAAAAGACGUUAAAAUGGUUAUCCAACAUUGUCUAUGUAUGUAAUAACAGCGGGAUAUAACGCGUGCGACUUUUGACAGAAAACACAAAAGCACCGUACCUUGAAGUGAUUUAUGGAUGUAAACCCGCGUGAAGAAUGGGACGAGUCGCACGCUUGCGAAAAUGCCUUGCGGGCUCAACUUUCUCUGCGCGCGGCUACUUCGCUGCCAAAAAGCACUGCAACAUCCAGAUCCUGCCAAAAGCACUCCCGCGCGAUCUGAUACCACCAGUCUUGCUACGCCGACUACGUUCGAGUCUUUGGAUUAGUAUGCAGGUACAGUUCAAAUCUGACGAGUUGAAAUUCCUUUCACAGGGGAAAGAUCUCCAAGAACCUCUAGAGAAAUCCUUCUUGGACGAGAAAAACUACUUCAGGUUCCGCAUUGCAGACGAGAAUUACAUUUUAAGAUUUGACCCAUGGGGUGACAUGAGGCAGGAAAACGUAACAUACCGUACCAUAAAGAAAGUAAGAAGAAGGCCUGCAAAAUUUUUGUCCAUAGAAGACAUUUCUCAACUUAUAAGGUAUUUGUGUGGUACAAUUAAUGACUGGAAAGGUGACAAACUCUGGCCAAUGAUAUGUUCAGAGUAUAACGAGACUAUUUCCUGAGGGUAUGAGUGGGAUUUGCUGACAAGGGAAAAAUGAUGAGAAAAUCAUGUUCCAUUUACCGGAAAACGACCGCGAAGGCCUGAAACUGGUUUGAAACACAGGAAAAAAUAACAGAUUCCCAAUAUUGGACAUUUUAGGGUAUUUAAAGAAUACCCACAAAAAUCCCAAGUGUGGCAAAGUGAAACAGGUCCCAACCAGGGAAUUCCCAACCAAGUCCCCUGGUUGGGACUUUUCUUACUCCUCCAAAUUUAUUUUUGUGGGUAUUCUUUAAAUACCCUAAAAUAUCCAAAAAUGGGAAUCCGUUAUUUUUUUCCUGUAAAAGUUGGCUUUCAAGAAAUGGAACACGCAUUUCCGUCUGGAAUAUUCCGUCCGGAAAAAAGGAUUACCCUUUUAGAUGUUCCGUUGUUCCCGGAAAUUUUCCGCUUGAUCGGCGAAAACAGUCAUGUUCCACUUUAACUUUCCAUCAGAUUUUCCGGAAACGUUCUGUAAAUGGUAAAACAACCUGUGUCUGACUUGGACCUCCACCUAUGGUCAAUUGACAGCUAUCGAAAUAGGGUGUCACGUGACUGUAACGCGGGAUCAGGUGUACGACUCAUUGAGGUGAUUCUUUUUAAUUAGCUUCUCCGGUGACCAGGUUUUGGUUUUCGCAGGCGCAGGUCUUUUUUUCAGGAGAAGUUCAGUUUACUUCUUGUUUAUGGCGAAAGUUAAAUUACUCCAUAACGACAUUUCUUCAAAGAACCCAUGAGAGCUUCGCUUUUGGCCUUGUUUAAAUCUUUAUAUUAGGUCAGGUCUAUGCAUGAUGGGGAUUCUUUCAGACUGAGCGGCCAAAAAAUUCCGUGGGGGCGUAAUAGGCACAGGACGUUUUUGAAUUCUUGGGGCUAUAACUUUGUGUCCUUUAAAGGUAUGUUACUGAAAUUAAUACAAGCAACAAUCCCUGAAUCCAGGAACACUUUGAAUUAAGCGUUUCCGUGGUUACCAGUCACGUGACUCUCUCGUGGCCAAUUAAAAAAUCAAAACUCCAAAAACUUUAUUCCUCGUAGGUAUUUAACCUGAAACUGUGGUACUUUGCAGAAAUACAGUAGACAAAAACUUGAAGAACUUGUCCGACUUGAAUUGUCAAAUUUCAUUUUUGACGUCACAAAAUGGGCUUUUUGGUCAUGCACAGUAUUAAUCAAAAAAUGAAGACUUUGGAACAAUAACUUAAGAAAAAUACAAUAAAGGAAGUCUCAGCUCGUUGUCUUCUAUAGUUUAAGAGAGAUUGGUAACAUUUCAUGCAUACUUUAAAAAAUAGUUUGGAAAGAUCUUUGGCCGAUAUUUAGCCCUUUUUUUUCCCAGCGUGUAUAUAUAUGGCGUAAGUGUUCCGUUCAGGUAAGACGUCUGACGAAAGUUUCACAUAGUACUAUCUGCUGCUCAGUAACUGAUGGUAAAACUACUGAUUGUGGCACAGAACAUGUAAGAAUGAUGAUGUGUAUAGCAUUAAUCGUCUUUUUCGUUAGGUCUCAGAACGAAGUAAUAGUUAGCAACCACCAAGGAAAAUAUACAAGAGGCGGUUAUACGCCAAGCCAUUGGGCUCCAAUGCCAUCCACGAUGCUAUAUCAACGUGUUCCAUUAUCACGACGUUCUGACGAAUUUAAAGAAGUAAAAAAACUCUUCAAAAAGUCGAUCGAGCGGAGUGUGAGAAUCAUUGGCAUUGAACGGGUGCAAAACCCUUUCAUGUGGGAAAAGUACCAAAGGUAGACAAGUGCAUUAAAUAUAAGGUGUACUGUUAUAAUGACAAACGCUACUGGCGCUUAUUACAAACCUUAGAAAAAUCGAAUUAUCUGUGAAGAAGGAGAUUGAUUGUGAAGGGGCAAUUGACCCUUGUGUGUACUAAUGCCUGAGAAUUGAAGAAACUAUAAUUCCUCGCGAAGCGAGGCACCGCAGGCACCAUCGCGAAAGCGAGGUUUAUAAUGAUGGGGCGCGCUUUCUCUGCAGAUUGCCUGUAAAUCAUAGCGGCCUGCAAACGCGGGUGGCCCAUUUAUAUUUCUUUGCAAAUAUGUGUCUUGGUGUCCGCAAUGUAAUCACCUCAUCAAGCGAGAAACUUCGACGUUGUUUUGACUGUUUUUCCGGCCGUUUUGGCUAUUAAGAAAUGCUUUUGGUGAUUACUUUCGACGGCAAAAGUAUUUUAUAGAGAACAAUGAAGCAAUUUGGACAAGUCGCUUAAAAAAAUAAGAGCGAAAAUCGAGAUCAAAGAACAUUUUUCAGUGCGACUCACUUCGCAGACGAUUUUACCGGUUAAUAGGUCGCGGGAUAUGUUUGUUUGUCGGAAGUGCGUUUCAGUUUGGCUUUUUACCGUCAAAACGUUGUUUUUCCCUGAAUUAAAUCUUUACCUUUGAAUUCAUGCUUUGUUGUUAAUCUUUUUUUCUACUUAGUUUUUGCUUUGGUUUUUAAUCAUGUAUUUCCCUUUGGCUUGUUUCCGUUUAGUCUUACUGUCUGCUGACACUUUACAGCUUCACGAGGUUUUUGCCUCAACGUAUUUCUAGUUAUAUUUUCAAAGGAGAACAUUUUUCUUUUGAGGAGACUGUCCUAUUUACAAGGGUUGCUUGAGGAAUUUCACGCCCUCUCCCUUAUCUCUUUCAGUAGAGGGGAACCUUGUUUCCAGAUCUCUGUUCCUGUCCUUUCGGGCCGACGUGACAGGUAGAUAGGAGUGAAUUUAGGGGAGAGAUAGCUCACUAGCGAGGUUGGCAUUUAUGUCAUCGGCGUGCUGCCUUCGCCCUUCUGGAUUUGAAAGGUGUGGAGGGGAAAUUAAGGUCUAUUUUAAUUUUUGUAUUUUAUUUAGGAAAAAGGAAAACAUGGCAGCUGCGAAGACUGGUUCCCAUAAGGGAAGGUUCGUAAGCGAGAGGCAGUUGUUUCAUGGAACCAGCCCUGAAAUAGUGGAAGCUAUUUGUAAACAGAACUUUGACUGGCGUCUUUAUGGGAAGAACGCAACCAGAUACGGAAAAGGAAGUUAUUUUGCAUUAAACUCUUCCUACAGCGAUAUUUACGCCAAGAAAGAUUCCGAAAGGUCUAAGUUCAUGUUCGUGGCCAAGGUCCUCGUUGGAUCUUAUACUGCUGGCUAUUACAGUUAUCGAAGGCCACCGCCAAAGGACCCUUCGAACCCAUCAAGUGAUCUCUACGAUUCAUGUGUUGAUGAUACGUCAUGUCCUACCAUUUUCGUCGUUUUUGAUACUGAUCAGUCGUACCCGGAGUACAUAAUCGAAUACUCCACAUCUCAAGGCAGCUAUUAGCAGCCUAUAUUAAGAGGACCAGUUCCAAAACUUAGACACUCACAGGCAACAGUCGUUGCCAUUUGGGACCUUCAUCAACCACAACGAAGACGGCACUGAAAAGUCGUCACAAUGAAUUUCCAUUCUCUCAAACAUAAUUAUGUUUGUUGAGCCUCAGUUUCUCUUGUAGGCGAAUUUUCUUGAAGUUGAAUUCUUUAGCGCUGUAUUGAAGUUUAAAAGAGAAGAAAAAAAAUUGUCGUUGUUGUGCACGUGUUUUAACGCCCUCCAUAAAACAUCGCAUGGCAUUAUUCUCGUCACAGUGGACGUCAAAGAAAUAUACCGUAUAAUGUGCCUGGCGUUCUCGUUGACGUCAUCGACGUGGUUGUUAAAGCUUCCUUUUUUUAACGGUUAGUUGCACCAGCUGCAGUGGUAACCAAGCGUUUGAGGCAAUGUUAUAAGUGACCCGCAUAAUCGACGACAAUUUUGGGAACCAAUUUUGGAACAACGUUGUUACAAUUAGAACAAUAUCGCAACAGUGUUGCAACGCUGUGUUGCGCAGAAAAUGGUCGUUACAAAACGUUAAUUCCGCCUAACAUCGCGUUUAGUCACGGUAGAUUUAAGUUAUUAUCUGU